Molecule: messenger RNA, 2500 nt
Organism: Indicator indicator
Lineage: Eukaryota; Metazoa; Chordata; Aves; Piciformes; Indicatoridae
Gene: TPX2
Product: TPX2 microtubule nucleation factor
Exons: 17
Coding region: 1-2298 (765 amino acids)
Biological process (GO): regulation of mitotic spindle organization; activation of protein kinase activity
Cellular component (GO): microtubule; spindle
Source: RefSeq, a predicted model, not a curated record
AUGUCUCGCCCUGAAUCUCGCUACUCCUUUGAUGUCCCAAACCCUUGCAUCAACUUUGCCACUCUGAGUGAUGAUGAUGUACAGAACCCAGACUCCUGGUUUGACCAAAAAGCCAAUCUGGAGAAUGUUCCUCCUGGUGAAAAUCUGGCCAAGGUCUCACUGAGCAGCCCUGCUCUUACAAAGCCUGAUCUUCUGUCCUCUUGCCCAUCACAAGAAAUAAAAGGUGAAAGCCAUGGUGAAGAUGAUGGCCAGGCAAAGGGUGUGCAGUCCAGCACAGUUCCUCCCAACAUUGUUGGAUCCCUGACGAGCUGGAGAGCUGCUGCUGCUCCUGCAGAGGCCCCUCAGAGAGCAGGCAGAAGGCAGGCUGCAAAGCAGAGGAAAUCACAACGCAAGCAGCCAGGCAGAGUGGCCGUGGAGAGGAGUGCUGAUGCCUUGGCUAAUAAGGAAGAUGUCCCACCCCCCAAAAAAAUGAGGAUCCUCAGGGUGCCAGGGAGAUCUAGACCAUUUCUACCUAUGGUGAGUUCUAGCAGCAGAGAGAAGCUGACAGAAGGCUCCAUGAAGAAAGAGCCCCUGCAGAAUGCUGAGCUCUCACCAGGGAGGGGGAAGAGCAAGCUGACCAUGCCCUCCACACCAAGGAUGCUGAAGAGGACCAAUCUCUCUGAGAAGCCAAAGAGCACAGAGGAGCAGGAGCUGGAGAAGAUGCAGCAGCUGCAACGGGAGGUGAUGGAGCUGCGGAAGAAGAAUGAGGAAUCUCUGAAGGCAGCAAUUGCUGGAGCAGGACAACCCCUGAAGAGAUCUGGUGGUCAAGUAACAAAACCACUUGAUUUCCACUUCCGCACGGAGGACAGAAUUAAGCAGCAUGGGGAGAGCCAGCCUGGGAACCAGUACAAGGAAGUGGAUUUUGCAGCAGUGCUGAGGAAACAUCCUCCUUCCCCGGCAAGACUGCCAAAGGGACCCACUGUCCCCAAACCAUUCAAUUUGUCCCAAGGAAGCAAAAGGAAACUGGAAGAAGCCACCCCAGAGUACAUGUCCCUUGCUGAGCAGGUAGAAGCCUUCCAGAAACGCACUCCCCCACGCUACCACUUGAGGAGCAGGAAAUCUGAUGAGGGCCCAGCUCCACGGAAGGUGGCCAAGGCUCGGCUUACAAACCCCAAGACCCCACUGCUGCUGACCAAGCAGCGCUUCAGACCUGCCACCUGCAAGACAGCAGCAGAGCUAGAAGCAGAGGAACUAGAAAAAAUUCAACAGCACAAAUUCAAAGCACGAGAACUUGAUCACAAAAUCUUUGAGGGUGCACCACUCCUGCCCAAGAAACCCCCUGUGAAGGAGCUCACCCAGCCUGUUGGCUUUGAGUUGGAGAUAGAGAAAAGGAUCCAGGGGCGUGAGAGUAAGAAGCAGCAGGAGGAAGAGCACUUUGAGUUCCAUUCCAGGCCCUGCCCAACAAAAAUCCUGGAGGACGUUGUGGGUGUUCCAGAGAAGAAGCCUCUUCCUGUGACAGUCCCCAAGUCUCCAGCCUUCACCUUGAGAAGCAGAACCCGGGCCCCUGUCAAAGAGGAAGUGAAGGAAAAAGAAGUGGUGCCUGUGAUCAAAGCUAACCCCAUGCCAUACUAUGGAGUGCCCUUCAAACCCAAGCUGCCAGAGGCAAGGCACGUGGAAGUUUGCCCCUUCUCUUUUGAUGCCCGUGACAAAGAGAGGCAGAUCCAAAAAGAGAGAAAAAUAGAACAACUGCAGAAGGAAGAGGUGCCAAAGUUCAAAGCACUGCUUCUGCCUUACUUUGACCAAGUCAAGCUCCCAGAAAAGAAGGUGAAAAACCCAACUCAGCCUGAGCCCUUCAAUCUGCAGGUUGAUGAGAGGGGAGCUGCCAAGAUGCAGAGCUGGAAACAGCAGCUUAAAGAAGACUUGAAAAGGCAGAAGGAGGCAGCCUGUUUUAAAGCUCGUCCCAACACAGUGGUGUACCAGGAGCCUUUUGUGCCCAAAAAGGAAAGCAAGCAGUUAUCAGAGAGCCUUUCUGGUUCUGUAGUUCCUGAAAGCUUUGAGCUGGCAACAGAGAAAAGAGCUAAAGAGAGACAGGAGUUUGAAAAGCUCCUGGCAGACCUCGAAGCCUCAAAGGAGAGGCGCCAGGAGUGGCUCAGGCAGCGGAAAGAGGAGCGUGAAAAGGAAGAGGUUGCUAAGCUAAGGCAAGAACUGGUCCACAAAGCAAACCCCAUCCGCAGGUACCGCAGCCUGGAGGUGAAGCCCAGUGAGCAGCCUCUCACCACGCCCAAGUCUCCCAACUUCUCCGACCGAUUCCGCUGCUGACAGAGCAGCAGCAGCCCCCUGCUCAUAACAGCAAGGAGGGAUCCCAUCCCUCUCCAUUCCCUCAGCAGGCACAGAGGGAAGAGUUUUUAUGUCACUGCUCAGUCUUGGUGCCUGUUCUUGGUUCCUUGUUUUUGUUUUUUUUUUCAUUCCUGGGAGUAGUUUUGUCUCUACCUGAGGCAGGUGGCUGAGGAACAGAUGGGCA